AUGGCCAAGGAGCCGCUCUUCGUGAGGGACGAGAUCAUGGAGUGCCAGGUGAUGUGGGAGCCCGACAGCAAGAGGAACACUCACAUGGACCGCUUCCGGGCGGCCGUGAGCGCCGCCUGCGGCCUGGCUCUCGAAAAUUAUGAUGACUUGUAUCAUUGGUCAGUGAAGUCUUACUCCGACUUCUGGGCAGAGUUCUGGAAAUUCAGUGGAAUUGUCUUCUCACGUAUGUAUGAUGAGGUUGUGGACCCUUCGAAAGGAAUCGCGGAUGUGCCCGAGUGGUUCAAAGGCAGCCGUCUAAACUAUGCAGAAAACCUCCUGCGCCACAAAGACAAUGACCGCGUCGCUCUGUAUGUUGCAAGAGAAGGCAAGGAGGAAAUUGUGAAGGUGACCUUUGAAGAGUUGAGGCAGCAAGUGGCUUUGUUUGCAGCAGCAAUGAGGAAAAUGGGGGUAAAAGUGGGGGACCGCGUUGUUGGCUAUUUACCCAACAGUGCACAUGCUGUGGAAGCGAUGCUGGCAGCCUCGAGCAUUGGUGCCAUUUGGAGCUCCACGUCCCCAGACUUCGGCGUGAACGGAGUCCUGGACCGCUUUUCUCAGAUCCAGCCUAAGCUCAUCUUCUCUGUGGAGGCCGUCGUGUACAACGGCAAACAGCACAGCCACAUGGACAAGCUGCAGCAGGUCGUUAAAGGGCUGCCAGACUUGAAAAGAGUGGUGGUGAUACCUUACGUCUCCUCUAAAGAGAAGAUUGACAUUUCGAAGAUUCCACACAGCAUGUUCCUCGACGACUUUCUUGCCACUGGGAAAGGCGAGCAGGCGCCGCAGCUGGAGUUUGAGCAGCUGCCCUUCAACCACCCACUCUUCAUCAUGUUCUCCUCGGGCACAACGGGCUCCCCCAAGUGCAUGGUGCACUCAGCUGGGGGCACCCUGAUCCAGCACCUGAAGGAGCACGUCCUGCACGGUAACAUGGGCCACGGUGACAUCAUCCUGUACUACACCACGGUCGGCUGGAUGAUGUGGAACUGGAUGGUGUCUGCCCUCGCCACAGGUGCCUCUGUGGCCUUGUACGAUGGCUCCCCGCUGAUCCCCACGCCCAAUGUGCUCUGGGACCUGGUGGACAGGAUAGGCAUCACUAUCCUGGGAACUGGAGCCAAGUGGCUGUCCGUGCUCGAAGACAGAAACAUGAAACCAGUGGAAACUCACAACCUCCAGACGCUUCACACAAUUCUGUCUACGGGCUCCCCGCUGAAAGCCCAGAGCUACGAGUAUGUCUACAAGUACAUCAAGAGUAGCGUGCUACUUGGCUCCAUCUCAGGUGGCACCGACAUCAUCUCGUGCUUCAUGGGCCAGAACGUCUCAGUGCCUGUGUACAAAGGGGAGAUCCAGGCCCGGAACCUGGCCAUGGCAGUGGAGGCCUGGGACGAAGAAGGAAAGCCAGUCUGGGGGAUGAGCGGUGAGCUGGUGUGUACCAAGCCCAUCCCCUGCCAGCCCACCCACUUCUGGAACGACGAGAACGGGAACAAGUACAGGAAGGCCUAUUUCUCCAAAUUCCCAGGCGUCUGGGCACAUGGUGAUUACUGCAAAAUCAAUCCCAAGACCGGGGGCAUCGUUAUGCUAGGCCGGAGCGACGGCACACUCAACCCCAACGGGGUGCGGUUCGGCAGCUCAGAAAUCUACAACAUUGUGGAGGCCUUUGAGGAAGUGAUGGACAGCCUGUGUGUCCCCCAAUACAACCAAGAUGGAGAGGAGCGUGUGGUCCUCUUCCUGAAGAUGGUAUCUGGCCACACCUUCAGGCCGGAGUUGGUACGAAGGAUUUGCGACGCCAUCCGUCUGGGCCUGUCUGCACGGCACGUCCCCAGUCUCAUCCUGGAGACCAAGGGCAUCCCGUACACGCUCAACGGCAAGAAAGUGGAGGUGGCUGUGAAGCAGGUCAUUGCGGGCAAGUCCGUGGAGCACCGCGGGGCGUUCACCAACCCUGAGACCCUGGAUCUUUACCGCGACAUUCCUGAGCUCCGGGACUUCUGA
This is a messenger RNA of Chrysochloris asiatica (Cape golden mole), 2019 nucleotides long. RefSeq names its product acetoacetyl-CoA synthetase (gene AACS). Bases 1 to 2019 code for a protein of 672 amino acids. Gene Ontology annotation, molecular function: acetoacetate-CoA ligase activity. Lineage: Eukaryota; Metazoa; Chordata; Mammalia; Afrosoricida; Chrysochloridae. The record is from RefSeq and is a predicted model, not a curated record. The transcript is spliced from 18 exons. Gene Ontology annotation, cellular component: cytosol. Gene Ontology annotation, biological process: lipid metabolic process; positive regulation of insulin secretion.